AACAAAAAUGUCGACAUUGAACAAUUCAACUUUUCUCACACAUUUUCUUGUUUUUUUCUAGUUAUAAUGCGCCUCAUAUUUUUCCCUCAGAAACAGUUAAUACACAUAAAUAUAAUUUCCCACCUGUUUUAAACACAGACAGUACUUGACACAAACGGAUAUUUUCCCCUUUGUGGUAUUUUUUCUUAUUAACUUCACUGAACAAUCAUUUUCGCUUCAUCCAUUUUUUCCUGUGUCUGUGUCAUUUGGUUUUGCGCAUCUAUUGAGCGCCUGCUGUUUACACACGAUGCGUCUUUCAGGACCAGGCUGAAAUAAUUCGCUUUUUUUCUACCUGCGCACUCACAACAGAAAGCGGUGAAUCAGAGUCAUCAGUGAGCCUUGAUACCGGAGGAACGUGUGUGUAACUCAGCAUUACAAUGCAACAAACACACAACUCCAAACCUUACAAUUUUAUUCAAUUAGGCCAAACUGCAAUUAAAAGCUCAGAUUAUUUCAUAGAAAAGGAAAGCUGAUAUUUUUACGCAAUAAAUCAAAUUUCGGUGCAGUAUUUAUUUCAGAGUCUUUAAGCGAAGCCUGCUUCUUAAAGGCCUCAGUGUACUGUCUGUUAAAAUUCGCUUCAACGUGGGAAGAGUUUGCAUAUUGUGAUUCUGUUUUAUGUGUUUAGAAGGGCAGACUGCGGGCUACGGUGGGAGAAAUUCCUCCAGCUCAAAUCAAGCCUCCGCUCCGCUCUGCUGAAGUGUCCUUGAGCAAAACACUGACUCACGAUCAGCUCCAGGGGCCUAAACUCUGAUCUCUGAAGAAGAGGGAUGUUUCCCCAUCAGAAGUGUCGGGUUAUUCUACACAACUUUCUUUGAUUGACAAGGAGCUCCGCGCAGAGGUGCACGGCUGUUUCCAAAUACGCGCGCGCAAUUACAGCUGCGUAAAGACACAAAGGUGCCUUUUUUUAUAUAGUUUCUGACAGUGGAGAGGAAUGAGAAGAAACAGAUAAACGCAAAGCCUGUGUUUAUUAAAAAUAAAUAAAUAAAUAGAUGUGAGUGCAUGCACAUUAACACACUAUCACAGCAGUAACACACAGUGAAAUCUGAAAGUGGCUCUUCAGUCAUACCUGACAUCUGAAAGUUAUUUUUAUUGAAUGACACAAGUAGGAAAGUACAUGUUAAAAUUACUGCUUUGAUUUACUGCUGAUGUGUUUGGAUCACAAACUGGGGAAUGACCUCACUUCCAUCAUUACAAAGUGCUUAAAAACAGAUAACUAAUGCCCUCAGUGUCCGCGUAAAGUUAAACUAUGAGUUUAUUCUGCGUAUAUUUCUGUAGUUUCUCCGCUAAUGAGAAAGGUUGGUGAAGCUGACUUUCAGUUUACCCUCCGCUUCACGCUCUGCUCCUCUCUCCUCCCUCUCCCUCUCCGCUCUGGCUGCGCGCUGUUUUCGGGAGGCUCCUUAUAAAUAAAAUCCACCGUCCCCGGUUCCUCUUCCUUAUUGGUCAGGUGGAGUCGUUACCUCACUCAGGGGCCGGUGACGCAGCGUCUUCACGUAUCCUUCAUGUGCGUCUCUUCUUGUUUCUUAUUGAGAGUCUUGCCAUCGGUCAGAGGGAGAAAACGGAAUUCGCGACGAGCCGAGAGUGCCGGACGGACCGGGUGCGCUCGAUACUAAACACUUCCCAUCCCGGGAGGAGAGCGGCGCACAAGAGCAGUCUCUCUCUUUCUCUCUUUUUCUCCGUGUCUCGCUCACUCUCUCUCUCUCUCGCACACACACACACACACUUUCUCUAUGAGUCUCUCUCCCUCGCGCUCCCUCCCGCACACACACUCACGCCCGCGCGCGCGCACGCUCUGCAUACGUCUCCACUUUGCCGUAGUAAAUUACGGCAUUGAUCUCAACGACGAGUGCGGAUCUGUCUCUUGUGUUCGCCCUUUCUUCGACGGACCUACUUGGAGAAACGCUCGAAGGAGAAACCAGCUGUAAUUUCAAAAUCAAGAGUCAUUACAUGUAGCUACAAAUUUCAAUGAUGGCGCCUCUCACCAUAAAAAUGUAACUCACCCUGUGUGUGUCUGAGAGGACCCCUGGUCAUGUCCGUUUAGCUCCCCUGCGUGAUGCCUGAUCAUGACAGCACCACCCUCCUAACCAGACAGACCAAGCGCCGACGUGUCGACAUCGGGGUGAAAAGGACUGUGGCUAGUGCGUUAUUUAGCCGCGCCAGGGAGACCCUGCUCGAUAGCAUGAACCAAUCACACGGCCCCGAUCAGGACGGAGACUGCUCGUUGGUCAGCCACGGCCAUGGCAGUGCCAACGGUGACGGAGAGAAGUCGAAUGUUUUGAGGAAGUUGCUGAAGAGGGCCAACUCGUACGAAGACGCCAUAAUGCCUUUUCCUGGUGCUACCAUUAUCUCUCAGCUGCUAAAGAAUAAUAUGGGGAAGAAUGGAGGGAGUGACUCAGGCUUCCAGGGGAGUGGAGCUCUGUCCAGUGGAGGCUCAGAGAUCCAUGCCGAGGAUGCCUGCAGCAACUCCUCCCGCGACCGGGACAGCCCGUCUGACUGCCUCUCACCUGGGCCUCCUCUUCCUCCUCCAUCUUCCUCCUCCUCCUCCUUCGGGCGACCACCACCUCCUUCAAGCCUCAACUCUCACGCUCCCUCUCAGCCCCUCUCCCUCUCCACUUUCGACUUAGACAGGCUGUCGGAUGAGCAUCUCCGUGCCAAGCGCGCUCGCGUGGAAAACAUCAUCCGCGGCAUGAGUCACUCGCCACUGGUCCGGCCCAACGGCGACCACAACCAAGAAAGCACCCGCGAAAAUGAGAAUUGCAUCAACAGCAGCAACGGCGGUAAUGACCACCGAAGAGACGGCAAUAGCCACAACACCAGCAGCCACAACCACAGCCGGAGCGACGGCCCCUCUUCCCUCCUGAGCUCUCCAGGUUCGCGGGGCGGUGGGGUCAGUGUUGGCGAGGUUUACAGGGAGAAUAAGAGAAAGCAGCGCCUGCCACAGCAGCAGCACAGCUUCACCCAGCUGGUUUGUUCCAGGCAGGAGCAGAGACAGGAAGAGAGACGGCAGCUCAAACUGCAACUGGAGGACAUGCAGAAACAGUUGCGCCAACUCCAGGAAAAGUUCUACCAGAUCUAUGACUCAGAGACAGAGGAAGAGGAAGACAACGGCGAGAGCGGAGAGGCCGACCGAGGUGGAGAAAGAGAGGAGGACGGCAACUUGUCAGAGGACAGUAUCCGCUCUGACGGCCUGGAGGAGAGGCACAGAGACAGAGGGCGGCACAGCAAUGACGACCUGUCUGAGCUGGACCCAGGCCUGUUCCUGGACCGGGCUCGAGCCCUCCUCCGAGAACAGGCCCUGAUAGAUGGAGAAAUGGAGGAGGAUGUGGAGGGCAGGGAGGAGGAGGAGAGGAAUGUAGAAAGGGUGAUGAAGAGGAGAGGAGGAGCAGCAGGAGGAGGUGGAGGAAGGCAGUUAGCAGAAACACUGAAGCAGGAGCUGAACUGUGCUGUGUCGCAGGUCGUCGACACUGUCGUUAAGGGCUUCUCCUCGCCCAAGCAGGCCGUCAGUCACCAUCAUGGCUGCCACAGCAGCACACCAGCUGCACCCUCCUCUUCCUCCAACUCAUCCUCUUCCUGCCCGCCACCUUUCGGCCCCCUCCCAUCCCUCACCCCGGACUCACGCUUUGGUGGUGGUGGCCUGGCCCUCAGUAUGAACGGGGAUGGCAGUCCAACCCCGAACUACCACUCCUCCAACCAGAGGUUGCAUUGCUUUGGCGAUGUAAUCGUCCCAAGCCCGCUUGAUUCAUUUGGUGGUUUGAGUGGCAGACUGAGCAGUGUGCCAACGCCCAACGACCAAACAGAGGCGCUGCCGCUGGUGGUGCGCAAAAGCGGCGGAGGAAGUGGUGGAGAGAACACUCACCCUUCUCUUCCUCCUCCUCCUCACCAUCCCUCCCUCCACCCCUCUCCCCUUACAGCCUCGCUCGGGUUUAGCCCUCCAUCAUUUCGCCACCCAUUCCCUCUUCCCCUCAUGGGUUACCCCUUCCAGAGCCCUCUUUCGCACGGGGGUGGAGCCAGCUACCCUCCAGGGCCCAAGGACCAUCAUCGGUCCUCCCCCGAUUCCAUGGACAUGACCCGGGACACUGUCAGCCUCAGAACCAAAAUGACAUCCCUUGGCGGGGGCCAUCUCAGUCACCACCACCACCACAGGCAGAGCUCACCGGGCCAACAUGGGCCUGAGGGUCUGUCCCUGUCCCUCAUCAAGUCUGAGUGUGGAGACCUGCAAGACAUGGCCGACAUAUCGCCAUACUCAGGCAGCACCAUUCAGGAGGGCUUGUCUCCCAACCACCUGAAGAAGGCCAAGCUGAUGUUCUUCUACACCCGCUACCCUUCCUCCAACAUGCUCAAAAUAUUCUUCUCAGAUGUCAAGUUCAAUCGCUGCAUCACCUCCCAGCUGAUCAAGUGGUUCAGCAACUUCAGGGAGUUCUACUACAUCCAGAUGGAGAAGUUCGCCCGGCAGGCCAUCAACGAGGGUGUGACUGCCGCAGAGGAGCUGUCGGUGGGCCGUGAUGCCGAGCUCUUCAGGGCGCUCAACAUGCACUACAACAAGGCCAAUGACUUUGAGGUUCCUGAGCGAUUUCUGGAGGUGGCCCAGGUGACUCUGCGCGAGUUCUUUAACGCCAUUGUGGCUGGAAAGGACGCGGACCCAUCCUGGAAGAAGGCCAUCUACAAGGUGAUCUGCAAACUGGACAGCGAGGUUCCUGAUGUCUUCAAAUCCCCCAACUGUCUACAAGAACUCCUCCAUGACUGACUAGGGCGAAGGAGGAAACGCAGCGAGCAAGACAAACCUCCAAGGACAGUGAGAAGACUGUAAGAAAGCACGACUUAGACUAGGUUGAGGUCUUCAGUGAAGUGCGUUUGACAGUUGUAACGCAAUGCAGAGACUUGAAGUGGUUCUACUUUGAGGCUUCUGGAGAGGUUUGUUGAUGGUUGUUUUUGGUCAGCCCAACUUUUAAAGACAAACCUGCCCUCAAAAUGUUUUCUAAAGAAAAAAAAAAAAUUCUUCUUGAACAAGGUAGAGGGCUCGAACUCAGAGUCAGACAAUGCUCAAAUUAACAUAUUGUGAGACUUUUAUAAAUUAAAAGCAAAACAGUGAAAAUCCUUGCACUUACAGAAAAACUCCACCAUGCCGAAAACCCCCGUCUUCUCUUUCUCCUCCACCUCGUCCAAGCUCGCUCUUCAUCCUUCUCUGGAGGAACAAAGUGAGGAGGAAGAUGAUGGAUCAAUCUUCAGCCCAUGACUUGGGGUCGGGGGCGAACUAAAAAUAAAGAUGAUAAUAUAUAAAAAUCUUUUUAUUGUGGAUGUUUUUAAGUUACAUGGACAUUUUUGAAAAAAAGUGAUGUUUCUGUAUUUUUCUCCUUUGUAUAAGCGUACAGCCUCUCUUCUAUGAACCCCUCAGUCACUCACAGAUACACAUGCAUACACAGGAACACACACGUACACACCUCUUGAAUAGGAAAGCACAGUAGCAUUCCCAAAUCCUCACCUGAACCCAGAAAAACUGGACAUAAAUAAACUUAGUUGUUGUUUAUUUCCCUUCUUUUUUCCCCCUCCUAUUUUUACUUCUCCCUCUUCUUACUGUACUGAGACUUACUGGGUGUUUGUUUUGACUGUGUGGCUCUCCCUGCCCCACCCCUUCCUGUCCGCCCCUCUUGGCUCAUGUUGCAUUCAGGCACCCAGAGCAUCAAAGACCCAAAACUUUUUAUUUCAUCUCUCAGAUCGAGAUACUAUCAGUUACAUUUUUACAAUAUUUGAAAAAGACACAAAACAAAUUGAAUGGAAAACUGGAAAAUCAGAUUGAUUCGUUUACCUCAGUUUCUGCACUUAUUUUACUUAUUUUCAAUGAUAAUAUUGAUAAUUGAGGAUGGUCCCUUUUUCCUUGGUUUUUACAUGGCAGACAUCUUUGAAAUUUAUAUUUUGUUAUGGAUGAUUGGUGACAAAUAACGAACUGAGGGGAACAUUUUACAGUUGAAAAAGAAACCUGUUUCCUUGCUUUUUGGUGGGCAAACUAUGAAAAAGAGACACUGUCUCUUAAUUAUUUUGGCAUAUCUGCACCACAAUUUCUGACCAAAUACACCAGCAUUAUCUAUACAUAUCUGUGAUAAGCUAGUAUCUGGUCCAACUACUACUAACUUAUUUAUAUUUUCAAUGUAUAGCACUGAUGCUAGAUAAAUUUGGGAUCCAGCAUUGCAACCCAAUCAGCGGAAUAAGUGUUGGCUUUGGCUUCUGCCAGCCACGGACAUACAUUUUAUUUGUAUGUUUCAUAUGUAACUGAUAUGUAUAAACUUUGUUUCUUUAUGAUUCAGUUUUUAAUUUUUACGUUGUGACAACACUGUGGUUAAAGUGUGGUACGGUUUAGGCAUUAAAAAAACAGUAAGGGUUAUGCUUUAGUUUGAAGUACCCAGUUUGAUCACUACAGACACAGCUGGACAUGUCCCAAAUUGUUGUUAAAAAACACUUGGUUUGGUUGCUACAAACACUGCUGGAUCUGUGUUAAAAAGAUGCAGUUUGGUCACGCCGGUGGACAUGUCCUGCCGUUCAACACUUGCUGUUGUCGCUACAAUCAUGGCUGGACAUGUCCAGAACUAUGUUCAAAAACGCCCAGUUUGGUUGCUACAAACAUGGCUAGAUAUGUCUUUAACUAUCUUUAAAAAAAACUUGGUUUGGUCGCUGCAAAUACGGGUAGACAUGUCCAAAACUGUCAUUAAGAAAACACCUGCUUUUUUUGCAACAAACACAGCUGAAGGGUCUCGAACUCUUGUUAAUAAACACCUUUUAUUUUUUUAUACGAACACAGCUGGAAAUGUCUCGGACUCUCCUCAAAAAAUACCCAAUUUUGUCGCUACAAACAUUGCUAGACAUGCUCCAAACGACCGUUUAAAACACUUGGUUUAGUCGCUGCAAACAGGGCUGGACAUGUGCGAAACUGGUAAGAAAGGGUUUCUUAACUGGUAAGAAAAGGGUUUUUUUUUUCAACAAACACGUCUGAUGGGUCUCAAACUCUUGUUAAAAAUAAAAAAACAAACUGGAAAUGUCCCGAACUCUCCAAAAAAGAAUCCAGUUUUGUCGCUACAAAUAUGGCUAGACAUGUCCCAAACUACCCUCAGAAACACUUGGUUUCGUGUCUGAAACUGUCAUUGAGAAAACACACACUUUUUUUUUUUU
Messenger RNA from Epinephelus moara (kelp grouper), 7194 nucleotides. RefSeq names its product prospero homeobox 1a (gene prox1a). Gene Ontology annotation, cellular component: nucleus. The coding region runs from base 2090 to 4780 and encodes 896 amino acids. Gene Ontology annotation, biological process: regulation of transcription by RNA polymerase II. The transcript has 8 exons. Gene Ontology annotation, molecular function: DNA-binding transcription factor activity, RNA polymerase II-specific; RNA polymerase II cis-regulatory region sequence-specific DNA binding. NCBI's taxonomy places the organism in Eukaryota, Metazoa, Chordata, Actinopteri, Perciformes, Serranidae. The record is from RefSeq and is a predicted model, not a curated record.